AAGGCCGAAGAGGAGGCGGCCCGUAAGAAGGCCGAAGAGGAAGCGGCUCGUAAGAAGGCUGAAGAGGAAGCGGCCCGUAAGAAGGCUGAGGAGGAGGCUGCAAGUAGGAAGGCACGAAAAGAAGCGAAAAAAAGGGCGAAAGAAGAGGCGGAGCGGAAGAAGGCUGAGGAGGAAGCGGCUCGUAAGAAAGCUCGAAGGGAGGCGCGUGAAAAGGCCAAGGAAGUAGCUCGGAAGAAGGCUGAGGAGGAAGCGGCCCGUAAGAAGGCUGAAGAGGAAGCGGCCCGAAAGAAGGCCGAAGAAGAAGCGGCUCGUAAGAAGGCUGAAGAGGAAGCGGCCCGAAAGAAGGCUGAGGAAGAAGCGGCUCGUAAAAAGGCCGAAGAGGAAGCGGCCCGUAAGAAGGCUGAGGAGGAAGCGGCUCGGAAGAAAGCUGAAGAGGAAGCGGCUCGUAAGAAGGCUGAAGAGGAAGCUGCUCGUAAGAAGGCUGAGGAGGAAGCGGCCCGUAAGAAGGCUGAAGAGGAGGCGGCCCGUAAGAAGGCUGAAGAGGAAGCGGCUCGUAAGAAGGCUGAGGAGGAAGCUGCCCGUAAGAAGGCCGAAGAGGAAGCGGCCCGUAAGAAGGCUAAAGAAGAGGCAGCUCGGAAGAAGGUCAAAGAAGAGGCGGAGGCCUGUAAGAAUGCUGAAGAGGAAGCAGCUCUUUCUGUGAAGGAGAAGAGAAAGUUGGCAAAAAGAAAGUUGGAGCGUUACCGCAAGCAAGUGGCACUUCGGCACCAGAAACCAUCUGCGCAAGAAAAGGAAGCCCUUGUGGCAGCUGCUACGGCACAGGGUGUUAUGGACGUUCCGCUGGUUCAAGUUAGUGCGCGUGGUGGUGCUGCUGCUGGAACCUCAGAUGAGGCGCCUCCAACUUCGGAGGAAACACUGCUAGCCAACGCAUUGAUACUACCCAAUGGUAAUGUGACGAUUGAGCGAUUUGACGAUAAUGAGUUGCUAGCUCAGCGGCGCAGCGUUGAUGAUCCGUGGGAUAUUGGGUUGCGGUUUGACUGGAGUGUCAAGACUCUGGCAAUUGGUUCACUGCCAAUGUUUGGAACUACCGAUCCACGGAGGAUGCACCCAUUCAUGAAGCAGUACGAGUCGCGACCCGUGUGGUUCCUUGAAGAGGUAAGCGGUGUUAAGGCAAACAACAUUCGCGAAGUGAUGGAUGUUCUCAAGAAGAGCCUCAAAGCCCGCUUUGUUUUUAGGAAGUAA
Molecule: messenger RNA, 1239 nt
Organism: Trypanosoma theileri
Lineage: Eukaryota; Euglenozoa; Kinetoplastea; Trypanosomatida; Trypanosomatidae
Exons: 1
Source: RefSeq, a predicted model, not a curated record